This is a messenger RNA of Funneliformis geosporum, 654 nucleotides long. NCBI's taxonomy places the organism in Eukaryota, Fungi, Glomeromycota, Glomeromycetes, Glomerales, Glomeraceae. The record is from the annotation of a GenBank genome assembly.
AUGGUUUCUUUAAAUAAUGGAGAGGUUCAGUCCAGAGUGGCAACAAAUGGUUUUGGAAAAACGAAACCACCACCUUAUUCAGUAAACAUUAUCUUUUAUAUCAUUUUAAUUUCAAUUAUAUGUAAUUAUUUCGUACUCAAAUGGGGAGGAAAUGACAGUAGUAGUAUUAUUGACGGUAGUAGUAUACAAGAGAAACAACUGGUCAUAUGGGUAAAACAUCCCUUACAUACCGAUCCUGUCAAAGUUCACGUGUCAUACAAUGCUGACAUAGCUGACGUGAAAAAAGUUGUAAGACAAGAAUUGCAACCUGCACUUGAUAAAGAAAGUCUUGGUAAAGUAUUACUUUUGAGUCCUAAGCUUGGUCGGUUAAGUCCUCCUACAUUGAUAAGGAAGGUGGUUUUGGACAAAAAUGAAAAUCUAAUCGUUUUUGUGGAUAAUCUUGAAUCGCGAUUAUUCUUAAAAACGAUCACCACAGACCGUCUUCCACUACAAGUGAAUGCACCCUUAUGCCUUAAAACUGAUGAGGCUUAUAUUGCGGUGGCAAAGAUAUUGAUGGGAAGUUAUUCGCAACAAGACAUAACUGCACUCAGAAGUAAUCUUUGUGAAUCGAGCAUCGAAAGCUGGAGUUCUAGAUAUUCUUAUGCAGGACGGUAA